AUGUCCUUCCCCGCCGGUGUCAAGCCCUUCGCGGAGCGCCAGUUCCCCCAGACCAUCUGCAUGUUCGACGUCGACGGCACCCUCUCCCCCGCCCGUCUCUCGGCCUCCCCCGAGAUGCUCGAGACUCUCAAGAAGCUCCGCGAGAAGUGCGCCAUCGCCUUUGUCGGCGGCUCGGACCUCAAGAAGAUCGCCGAGCAGCUCUGCCCCGACGGCGGUAACGCUCUGUCUUAUCGUGCAGUGCAUGGGACCCCGGGCAUUCCGAUGGUCGUGCUGCGCCAACAAGCCGGGUACCAACGAGACGCCCAGCGAGCUGCGCAGACACUCCUCGACCUGUUCGAUUAUGGCUUCGCUGAGAACGGACUCACCGCCUACAAGCUGGGUCAGGAGCUCCCCCCUGCUUCGUUCAUCGGUCACGUUGGCGAGGAGCCGUACAAGAAGCUCGUCAACUACAUCCUCCGCUACCUGUCCGAGGUCGACUGCCCCGUCAAGCGCGGCACCUUUGUCGAGUUCCGCAAGGGCAUGAUCAACGUCUCGCCCGUCGGCCGUAACGCCUCCACGCAGGAGCGCAACGACUUUGAGGCCUUCGACAAGCAGACCGGAACGCGCGCCAAGAUGGUCGAGGCGCUGCAGAAGGAGUUUGCGGACCUGAACCUGACGUACUCGAUCGGCGGCCAGAUCUCGUUCGACGUCUUCCCCAAGGGCUGGGACAAGACCUAUGCUCUCGGCCGCAUCGCGGACGACGGCUACGACCAGAUCCACUUCUUUGGCGACAAGACUUACAAGGGCGGAAACGACUAUGAGAUCUACACCGACGACCGCACCAUCGGCCACGCCGUUACGUGCCCCGAGGACACGAUCAGGGACCUCAACGAGCUCUUCCUCUCCAAGUAA
Messenger RNA from Trichosporon asahii var. asahii CBS 2479, 891 nucleotides. RefSeq names its product phosphomannomutase. Gene Ontology annotation, molecular function: phosphomannomutase activity. Gene Ontology annotation, cellular component: cytosol. The transcript is spliced from 3 exons. The coding region runs from base 1 to 891 and encodes 296 amino acids. The record is from RefSeq and is a predicted model, not a curated record. Gene Ontology annotation, biological process: protein N-linked glycosylation; mannose metabolic process; GDP-mannose biosynthetic process. Lineage: Eukaryota; Fungi; Basidiomycota; Tremellomycetes; Trichosporonales; Trichosporonaceae.